Molecule: messenger RNA, 1440 nt
Organism: Dichomitus squalens LYAD-421 SS1
Lineage: Eukaryota; Fungi; Basidiomycota; Agaricomycetes; Polyporales; Polyporaceae
Product: cytochrome P450
Exons: 3
Coding region: 1-1440 (479 amino acids)
Molecular function (GO): monooxygenase activity; iron ion binding; oxidoreductase activity, acting on paired donors, with incorporation or reduction of molecular oxygen
Source: RefSeq, a predicted model, not a curated record
AUGCUGCUUGCUGUAUUCAACACUGUCGUACUUGUCCUUGCGACCCUUUGUGUGUUCAUCUACCAUCUUUUGCGAGUUCCCCAUCAUCUGCGCCAUAUACCGAAGGUUCAUCUCUGGCCUCUUCUCCUCAGCUACUUCUCCGGAGAGGUUGAAGAGCAGCGCGUCAAGAGGCUUGUACUCCCGUUUGCCAAGCAAAUGCGUACGGAAGUGGUCCUUGUCUAUUGUCUAGGCGACUGGAUGGUCCAGAUUCUGGAGCCCAAAGCCGCCAGACGAAUGCUGGAAGACCCCAAAGUGUGGAAGAAACCUCAGUCAAAGGACAUGCUUCUGUGGCGACUCAUCGGAAACGACAACAUCUUCAUGUCAAACGGCGAGAUGGCCAAGCGUCAUCUCAGAAUAACCCGCGAUGCACUCUACAAGACGUCCCCCAUCAACACCUUCAUAUCACUCGCAGAAACGACUAUCUCUCUCAUGGGUGAUGGAGGGAGAAUCCGAUGGGAUGACUACGCUAUUCGCUACACGCUUGACGCCUUUGGGCUCGCGGUGGUCGGGUACAACUUCGAUGCCCUGAAGAAUCCUCACGGUUCAUUUGUCCAGCAGUACCACGACGUCAUGACAGCUAUUUCAAACCCGCUUUAUGUCGUCCUCCCUCUCCUCGAGCGAUGGGUGCCCCGAGUGGGUGUGAAGAGACAAAUCGAUCGAUUUGUCAGCGACCUCUGCCAGAUAUUGGACGAGAAACGCGCCAAUCCUGGAGACGAUGUCAUCACCUACAUGUUUCAAGAUCCAGACAUGACUGAGGUUGAGUAUCGCGACAACACAAUCGUGAUGUUUGUGGCUGGACACGAUACAACGGCCGGUGCCAUCGCGUCAGUUGUCUACUAUCUUGCCAUCAAUCCGGAGAUACAGCAGCGUGCAAGGGAGGAGAUUCUUGAGGUGCUAGGGAAUGCAGAACCGAAGAACGAGCACUUCGUGAGAACCCCGUACCUCAAUGCUGUCCUCCGCGAGGCGAUGCGUUGCAACACGCCCUCGAAUACGACUCUACCACGCAUCUCAGACGUCCCCAUCCGAGUUGGGGAGUACAUCAUCCCGCCGGGAACAUCCAUGGUUCUCAACAUCUGCGCGGUCCACUUCAACGACUCCGUCUGGGACAAUCCAUCCAGAUUUGAUCCCGAGCGCUUCCUGGACGAGGGAGGUAAUGAGGCCGCAGGCUUCUCAACUUUCAGUAUGGGACCUCGGAGCUGCGUUGCGCGAUUGUUCUCUCUGACAGAGCAGCGCGUACUGAUAAGUAUGCUUCUGAGGGAGUUGCGGUGGACGCUUCCAGAACACUCGGCACACUCGGCUCACCUCAAGAACGGUUUUUCAGCCUUCGCGCUGAGCAUACCAGAGAACCUCUAUAUCGACUUCUUCCGCAUCAAACCUGCUGGAAAGGUAAAUAACUUGUAA